AUGUCUACUGUCAAUUGGAAACGAUCAGCAUCUGUGGUAUUAAGUAAGUUUUUACUGUCGUAAUACUAUUUUUUUGUAAUUUUCUCAUUGAAAACUGGAUUUUGAUUAUUUUUGCGCACUAUAAAACUUUGAAAACUUGGGUAAGGCCUACAAUUUUUGAUUGUAUAUUCCAGUAAAUCAAUCGCUCCGUCAUAUCCUGAUGAUGAAGCGUGGCCCCACCGCCAAAUUCAUGCCGAACUCGAUGGUUUUCCCGGGCGGAAUACUCGAAGAUCCGUAUGAUCUCAAGUUCGACAAAAAUCUCACGAAUUUUUGCCCAGCAAAGGAUGCAAACAUCUCCGUGGAGGAGGAUUUGGGAUUUCGGAUAUGUGCGUUGAGGGAAUUGUUUGAGGAAGCCGGGAUUUUGUUGAGGGAAAAUGAGGUGGUCACCAAUAAAGAUGACUCCAAAUUGGUCGAAUGGAGGACAAAGGUGGGUGAAGAUCGAUGUUUUUUGCACGUUUUUAGGGCUCUUCUUGCUAGUCAUGACAAACAGAAAUAGUUUUAACUUUGUUCUUGAUAGUUUUGGUACAAGAGGAACACUUGACUCAACCCAUAUUUUGAGUCAAGUCUCUCUCUGAAAGUUUCUUUUAAAUGGUUUAUGAUGAGUUCGUACUAUGUAUAGGUUAGUCUUACCAUGUACAUGUUGAAAAAUCAUUUUGAUUACACUAUUUUUUAGUUUGUGGCCAAGAGUAACACUUGACCCAAGUUGAAGUUUGAGUCAUGUCUUUCUCUUGUUUAUACCAGAUUCCGCUAAUUUUGGCCCCAUUUGCAAUAGCGGGCAUCAAAUUUUGAUCAUUCUUUAUCAUUUUGCUCCAAGAGAAACACUUGACUCAUCUUGAGUCAAGUGUUUCCCUCUGUCGAAAACCUCUUCAAUUUGACUGAAUAUACUUGUAUUCCAGGUCAGAGAGAAUCCCAAGCUUUUUGAGCAGAUGUUUUCUCCACGAAAUCUGGCCGACGUGGGGAUUCUGAAGCCAUUCUCACGGUGGCUAACUCCAAACUCUUUCCCGCGAAGAUUCGACGCCAUGUUUUAUACGAUCCAGUUGAGCCGAUUUGAUGAGAAAGUCGUCCAUUGCGAGCGAGAAAUGACCGAAUCAAUGUGGAUCUCACCGGAGGAGGCGCUGCGGAAAAGUGUGGUGGAGAGUAGGUAUAUUUUGUACUCUUUAGUCUUGUCGAGAAGAUAUACAUGCGUAAUAUUGAAAAAAAUUUUUUGAAAUACGAAUUGUACUUCGUGGAAGGUAUUUUACACAAAAAUUUCAAGAAAUUUGUGAAAUUCAGUUCAAGCUCGGGCGCAGCUCGCCGAUGAAAAAAUGAAAUGAUUUUGAGGGGAAAUUGAUGAGAACAUGAUUAUUAAGAACGAAUUUUAGCCGAUAAUGACAUAAAUUUUUUAAUUUCUCCUUUUUCUAGGCUUAAGAUCGGGCGCAGCUCGCCGAUCUCAAAAAAGCUGAUUUUAUGGGUUUUUUGCGUGUUACCGAUAGAAAAUUUUUACCUUCUUUUUUGAUGCGUAUUUUACAAUCUAUUUUUGAUGUUUAUUGUACUUUUACGAUUAAAAUUUUUAAAAAGUAAUUUUUAAAAAUUUUGUUUUUUUUCGAAAUUUUUACUCAUUGCUGUAUUUUAGAGACCAUCAGUCUUCCUCCGCCUCAAUUUCACAUGCUUUCCAAGCUCUCGCAACGGGAUAUUACGGUACCUUUCGCCAAUACAGUAUACCCUCCGAGAGUUUGCGAGCAAAUGAUCCAAGCGUCGGACGACCCGAAUCUCCAAGCCACUUUACUGAUAGACGAUGUUGACCGGAUCACGGAGAAUUCGGACUUUGUCAAGCUCAGAUUCAUGACGACAAAGGAAAUAUUCGAACCGAGAGGAGGGAAGGUCAACAGAAUUGUAUAUUAUUUGAAGCCCUUGCCAUUCACUGGAUCCGUUUUGAUGGAAAAAGGGCUGAAUCGGUAG
Messenger RNA from Bursaphelenchus xylophilus (pine wood nematode), 1977 nucleotides. The record is from the annotation of a GenBank genome assembly. Lineage: Eukaryota; Metazoa; Nematoda; Chromadorea; Rhabditida; Aphelenchoididae.